AUGGCUACCAAAAAGCCAGAGACUGUCCAUCAAAAAACCUUCGAAAAGUGGCCUUUCAAGGAAGAGUUCAGAGUUUUGGCAACUGACAGUGAUGGUAAUAUCACUAAACUGCAGUGCAAAAUAUGUGCGGACAACUUGGCAGCUAUCAGGGCAGAGGCGGCAAGGCGAAAUGUGAAAGGUGCAGCGUUUAAUGGCAUUGUGAACCUGGCAGACGGUGUUGAGUGCGUCCACCGAGGAAACUUAUCUCGUCAUAUCAAACCUGGUGGACUGCAUGACUGGGCCAAGCAAAGAUUUGGCAAAUCACCCGUGGCAUCAACGAGCAGUGCUCCACAGGCAGGGCCUCCCAGUGGAUCUGGUCAACGCCGCAUUGAUAUUCUUAUCGACCAAACUUCAAGCACAGCAUAUAGGCACCUAUUCAACACCGCCCUUUGCAUUGUCCGGCAUGAAAGGCCGUUUUCUGACUUUCGUAGUCUUGUUACGCUACAGCGCAAGAAUGGAAUCAAACUGUUAAGCGGAAAAGACACUGACAAAUGUUGUCGCCAGUUCGUUUCUAUAAUGGCCGCAAUACUCCGACAGGACAUUGCAAAAAUGCUGCUCCGCUCCAACUUCUUCUCGGGCCUUAUGGACGGCUCCCAGGCCAGGAAGACGGGUUCAGAAAAGGAGCUAAUCUAUGCAAAAAUUGCAGUGAACGGAUGCACUGUAGAGCUCCUUGUAAAGUGCCAGGAUAUGGCCGAGAUCGGAGGGGAAGAUGCUCGAAGUUUAAAGCAGGCCUACGAUCAGGCAUUUUUGGAUUCCUGUGAGGUGCCGAAGGAAAGGCAUGACAAACUGAUGGUGAGCAUCUGCACUGACGGCGCCAGUGUAAACAUGGGGAAAUAUAAUGGCGCAUGUACCCAACUGAAGGCUGAACGAGAGUGGCUGCUCGUGGUACAUUGUUCAAACCAUCGUCUGGAGUUGGCCAUUAAAGAUGCCUUUGCCUCUGACAAAUCGUUCGAAGAAGUGGACGAAAUCAUGACACAAAUGUAUUAUCACUUCAGAAACAGUGGCAAAGCCAAACGAAUAUUCACAGCGACAGCAAUCGCAUUGGGCGUUACUUGCGUCGCUUUCACGAAGGCGCACGGGACGAGAUUUCAAAAUCACAAGUACAGGGCAUGCAAGGCCAUGGUGAUUAACUUUUUGCCCCUCUGCUUGUAUUGUGAAAAUAUGAUAGAAACACCAGGCGCGUGCAAGACAGAAACGGUAGCAAAACUCCGUGGAUACCUACGAAAGUUCUUGUCAUACUCCUAUCUCAGCAGUCUUAACUUCUACAUGCAAGUCCUGAGGGUCACAGCUCAAAUGUCAUACGUCCUGCAAACCCCAACGUCACUAAUAACAGACGUCAUUGAAUCGAUUUCAGAGGCAAAAACCAACCUUCGUGAAUUGACGGCAACUGAAGAAGACUUGCCGUUCGAUACGGAAGGGACAGCCGAGAGUGACAGUGUGAAACUAUCGGCCAAAGCAACAAACUUGCCAGCGACGCUUGCCUUCAAGGAAAAACUAAACGAAAAACAAAAGAGACAGGUCGAAAAAUACUGCACUAUUGUGAAACAGGACUACGACAUCAAGUUUGUGCGCCAAGGAAAAGCAAAUGUCCGGAGAGUUAAAGAGACUCUGAUCCCAGCAAUAUCUGAAGCUAUUGAUGCGAGAUUUGCUCCUUUCCUCUCUGAACAAGAAAUCUAUGCAUCUGUUCAAAUAGCUGACCACAGAUGCUGGGACUUCGAAGAAAAGACAUUUGGUCUUGACAAAAUCCAGAAGCUGAGUGAGCAUUUUCAAGAGCCGCUGGGGUAUCAUGAGUACGACAUGAAAAAGGCCCAAUCGGAGUUCAGACAGCUGAAGGCCGUUGUUGCUGCGAAGUACAGAAAAUUCCGCAACCCCUUGCAGCUGUGGAAAACAGUCUUUCAGCAUUAUGUCUCUAAGUAUCCCAACAUCCUACUGCUGAUAGAAUUGUGCCUUUGUUUUGCUUGGAGUUCUGCAACGGUGGAACGCGGUUUCAGUGUUUGCGGCCGGACCUUGACAGAUGCCAGAACGUCCAUGAGCAAGGGUACACUGGAUGACCUGCUUGUACUCAGGAUAAACUUGCCAUCGCUCGAAAAACUGGACAGCGAGUAUGAAACAAGCCUGGUGGAUAGAGCAGUGUCACAGUAUCUGUCAACACCAAGAAGAAAAAGUGGAAAGGCGAAGCAAGUCGCCAAAUCUGGAGGUUCUAGCGAGCCUGGACCAGCCAUAAUGCCCACUCCAUUCUCAUCCAGCCGAAAUCCUCUGUUAGAGGAUGACAGUCAUCUGUAUAUUUCAGAAACUGAUAGUGACGCAGACAGUGUGUCUGAUGAUUCAGAAAUAAGCGAUGUCGAAUCAGUGGAAAUGCCGAUGGAAUUCGAAGAGGAGAUUCUGAGUGAUUAA
Messenger RNA from Liolophura sinensis, 2433 nucleotides. RefSeq names its product zinc finger protein 862-like. The record is from RefSeq and is a predicted model, not a curated record. Bases 1 to 2433 code for a protein of 810 amino acids. Gene Ontology annotation, molecular function: protein dimerization activity. NCBI's taxonomy places the organism in Eukaryota, Metazoa, Mollusca, Polyplacophora, Chitonida, Chitonidae. The transcript is spliced from 2 exons.